This is a messenger RNA of Zingiber officinale, 757 nucleotides long. RefSeq names its product vascular-related unknown protein 1-like. The transcript is spliced from 2 exons. Gene Ontology annotation, biological process: xylem development. Lineage: Eukaryota; Viridiplantae; Streptophyta; Magnoliopsida; Zingiberales; Zingiberaceae. Bases 26 to 487 code for a protein of 153 amino acids. The record is from RefSeq and is a predicted model, not a curated record.
UCAUUCAAAUUCCACCAUAUGAGGCAUGGAGGAAUCAAUUAACUCAUCUAUGAGCAGCUCCUUCUCCUGCUCCAUGGAUGGUUCAGAGGAGAGUGGCUGGACCAUGUACUUGGAGGACUUCAUGGCAUCAGAGGAGAGAUCACCGGCUGCUGGUGGCUGCAGCUCCUCCAGUGAUAUCUGUUUCUCAUCCACCAUCUCUGAUGCUGCUUCAUCCACUUUUGCUGCAUGUCAGCAGCCAUCGGCUAAAGCUGAUGCACCAGAAGAUUACAGAAAACUGUGUCUGAAGAGGAGGAAAGGAUUAAUGACAAAUGCUGAUUCUUUGGAAGAUACUGCUAGCUCAUCUCUUAAUAGCCCGAAGGUUAUUGAGAGUUACUUGACUAUCAAUCCAACGAAGAAAGAUUAUCACACCCUUCAGAAAGGCACACCACAGGCAUUUUUAUUUUUCCCCAUUUCAUUUAGUUUUGAUGCUUUUGCUAAUUUUGAUUAAAUAAAUUGGGGUUUUAGGUCAUGAAUGAGCAAGAACUGAAAGAAGUUGACGAUGAAUUCAAGUUUACUGAGGGGACAAAUGGAUCUUCAAUCGUGAAGAAUAGAGGGAUUUGUUUAAUUCCUUUGUCUAUGUUAGAAGACUACCUGUGGGAUAAACCUUCACUUUGGAUAAUUAACGAGCCUGGAAACUCUAAUUGUGCCCAUGAAGUUGUGGACAUUCGAUGUAUAUGGAUCUUUUAAUCAAUAUGUGUAAUCAAGGAUAUUUCCCUCC